CUUCUAUCAAUUUUGUACAUGGAUCUCAUGUUACAAAUGGUUAUAAUAGGUCAUGUGGCCGCAGCGUCCUUUUAGUUAUAAAAUCAUAAGUAUAAUUUAUUGGGAAACGUCAAACGAACGCAAUUUUUAUUUUCAACUACUAAAAAUAUGAUCGUUGCAAUUCAGAGUAAGGUUUGACUAAGACAAUUUCCGGGCCGAGCGCUGCUGCUAGGACAGGUUCCCUCAACCAAUUUAGCCUAUUAUAAUUCCUGAGGUACGCUCGGCCUUCGACGCAGUGCUCACCUUAGGGGGAAUUAUUAGUAGGCUGAACUGGUUGAGGGAACUCGAGGUCACUUGUAAGAUAAUAUUUUAUUUCACGAACAAUAUUUUCAGAAUUUUCAUCUGUAUGUACUUGUGAAUGAAUUGAUAGGAAUAAAAACCAAAGACUGAAUAAUGGCUAACCUUCCUAGACGUAUUAUUAAGGAAACUCAGCGUCUGAUGCAGGAACCCGUUCCUGGGAUAUCCGCUGUUCCUGAUGACGGGAACGCAAGAUAUUUUCACGUUGUGGUCGCAGGUCCAGACGGUAGUCCAUUCGAGGUUCGGUUUAUAACAAGGAUCUAUCAUCCUAAUAUUGACAAGCUCGGCAGAAUCUGUCUUGAUAUUCUCAAAGAUAAAUGGAGUCCAGCACUUCAGAUCCGCACCGUUCUACUCUCAAUCCAGGCUCUACUCUCUGCCCCUAACCCUGAUGAUCCUUUAGCUAACGAUGUUGCUGAACUAUGGAAGAUAAAUGAGCCGGAAGCCCUGAAGAAUGCUCGAGAUUGGACCAGGAAACACGCAAUGGGAAAUUAAACAAUUUUUUCGCCAUAAUAUUAAUGAUGUAAAUCAUUCUUAAUAUUAUACUCCAUAAACUAAUAUUAAUGUUAAUAUAACAAUGCUUUCGCAGUAUCAGUUUCUACUUUGUGUAGAAAAUUAAACAUAUUCUACACAAGGUUUAUUAAACUUCAGUUUUAAAUUGUGAUAAAUAUGCUUUUUACUUGUAUUCCCUUGGAUUCCUCCUCAACAGUUUACAUCAUCUGUUUUAUGUAAACCCUAAGUCGACAUUGUUUCAAGAAUAGAAAGGAAAUAAAUCUUAUAAAAAUA
Molecule: messenger RNA, 1119 nt
Organism: Eurytemora carolleeae
Lineage: Eukaryota; Metazoa; Arthropoda; Copepoda; Calanoida; Temoridae
Product: ubiquitin-conjugating enzyme E2 N
Source: RefSeq, a predicted model, not a curated record